This is a messenger RNA of Acanthosepion pharaonis, 609 nucleotides long. The record is from the annotation of a GenBank genome assembly. NCBI's taxonomy places the organism in Eukaryota, Metazoa, Mollusca, Cephalopoda, Sepiida, Sepiidae.
AUGUAUUCUCUCUCUCUUCUCUCUCUCUCUCUCUCUCUCUCUCUCUCUCUCUCUCUCUCUCUUAUCCAUCCUUUGUAUUUAAUAAAGGAACUUUUUUCUUAUUUUGUAAUUCGAAACUUAUUGUUUACUCCUCUCUCUCUCUCUCUCUCUCUCUCUCUCUCUCUCUCUCUCGCUCUGUUUUCUCUAAUACACUAUCAUUCCCUCUCCUUUUCUCUCUCUUCCUUUUUUUUCUUUUUAUUCUCAUUGCAUCUUAUUUUCUAUUUUCUUUGUGAAUAUUGUUUCUUUCUCCUCUGCUCUAUUGUUCGUAAUUUAUCCAUUUUUUCUUUGCUUAAAAUUUUUUUCCUUUUUCUUUCCUUGCCUCUCCAUCGUCUCUUUCUUUGUUUUCUCUUUCUACUUUUAUGCAUUCAUCUAAUUUAUUUUUCAUGCAUUGCCCCCUCUCUUUCUCUCUCUCUCUAUCUCUCUCCUUUUCUUUCCCAUCACUUCUAUCGCCAUUUCACUAGGAUCCAAUUUCUUCAUGCCCCCCUCUCUCUCUCUCUCUCUCUCUCUCUCUCUCUCUCUCUCUCUCUGCGGUAUAUCUUUGUUUUCCCUUUUUCAUCGAAUCCCAAAUAA